Molecule: messenger RNA, 783 nt
Organism: Alternaria ventricosa
Lineage: Eukaryota; Fungi; Ascomycota; Dothideomycetes; Pleosporales; Pleosporaceae
Exons: 2
Coding region: 1-783 (260 amino acids)
Source: RefSeq, a predicted model, not a curated record
AUGGAGCGCUUACUCGACCGCAUGCGCGCGCAGAGUCACGACCUUGGCACAAAACUACGCCUGUCAAGAUUUAGGAGACACAAACAUACUGGCCAAGCCCAACCUAGAACCAGACCGCAGUCGGAGUCAAAGGCGCAUUCUAUUCUUUCCGAACAUACCGGCCAGGCUGAGACGACGCAUUCGAACCCUCACACAAUACACGAAGCUCUUCAAUACGACCCAUUACCUCGAGGUCGAACCAUUCGAGUCAUCGACUUAGCUCCCGGCACCUGGGACGAGCCUGUGACUUGCUCUUUGAGGACCGUCCACUUAGACGACGACGACCUUCGCUACGAAGCCAUCUCCUAUGCUUGGGGUGACCUCAACGAUCGCAAAACUGUCGUUUGCAACGGACAUGUCGUUAGCACCACCCGCAGUCUGCUCGAGGCUUUGCAGCGCUUCCGAUGCGCCGAUACUACGAGAACGCUUUGGGCCGACGAGCUCUGCAUAAACCAGGCCGAUAACGAGGAGAGGACCGCGCAGGUGCAGCGUAUGCUCUACAUCUACUCAGGAGCCGUUCGCGUGCUCGUGUGGCUGCAACACGAAGACGAUCAAGUAGUUCAAGAUUCACUUGAUGCCAUAUGCCAAUUCGUAUGCAAGGAAAAUGGCUUUACCCGAUUCGGAUAUACUGCGUCAGCAGGGAAUAUCCACCCGUUAACGAUUCUGCUGCGAUGGACGCCCUACGUCGUAUAUGCGCCUCAACCUGGUUCAGGCGAGAAUGCGUGGUUCAGGAGGUGGCUGUAA